UACAAGUGGAAACGGCCAAUAUCGAUGUCAUCAUUCGCACGGUUUCAAACAGUUGUCAAGAUUAAAUACUUCCCACAAUAUAUAUUUCGUAACGUUUCUAAUCCAGCACCAGCUUUACCAGCUGCAGACUCCAAGAUGGCGAUGAAGACGCUACACCCCAUCCAGCAUAAGCUGACUCGCACCACGCACCACUCGGUGCGCUUCACUAGCGACGGACUGCCCAAAUACAAGACUCUCGACUCUUCAGACUCCAGCCCUCCUAUUUUCGCGCCGAGCUCGUACCCCAACCACGACUCGGGUGCGCCGAGCCCGGAGUUUCCUGCCAGCUUCCAGCCGGCCGCACAUCGCUUGCGACAUAAUGAGCAGCGCAUUAAACUGCUAAAUCAAAUAAACACAAUCGUGCAGCAGCGAGCAGAACUUGAGUCUAACAGACUCACACUCUCCACGCUUCUAGACGAACUAAGAAGGAAGCUGAAGAGGCGGGUAGAAGAGUGCCAUCUUGAUAAGAAAGAAAAGUUGAAGGCGUUAAAACAAUCAAACUUGCGCUUAGAAAAGGAAAAACUGGGUCUCACCGCAGAGAUAGAGCACGUGAAGCGCCAUCUGUUGAAAGAGGAGGCGCACCACGUGCAGCACGCUAGGACCGCGGUCGCGCAGGCGAUCCAAGGUGUGACAAAGGCGGGGACCUCUGAUAGCCUCUUCAGUACGUGUUCGGUGUCCGAGCUACCCAACCUCGUCAGCAGAAACGUGGCUAAAAAUGCUCCCUCCCGUGCUGCUGACAGCAAAUUAGCGGCUGCAAGAUUGAUGCGAGACAUCGCAGAACUUCGGCAGCGCGUCGCACAGGUUGAAAUCCGGCUUGCUAACGAGCAGAAGCGCAAGCGGCAAGCGGAGCAGGACAUCAUGCGCCUACGCAAGGAACUAUCCAACACGAAGAGCUGUAUCGCCUCGCUGCGACUCGCGCCACCACCGCUGCGUAAACAGUGCUCCAAGUUUGCAUAG
Molecule: messenger RNA, 996 nt
Organism: Cydia strobilella
Lineage: Eukaryota; Metazoa; Arthropoda; Insecta; Lepidoptera; Tortricidae
Exons: 8
Coding region: 25-996 (323 amino acids)
Source: RefSeq, a predicted model, not a curated record